Messenger RNA from Mollisia scopiformis, 984 nucleotides. RefSeq lists its product as uncharacterized. Lineage: Eukaryota; Fungi; Ascomycota; Leotiomycetes; Helotiales; Mollisiaceae. Bases 129 to 821 code for a protein of 230 amino acids. The record is from RefSeq and is a predicted model, not a curated record. The transcript has a single exon.
UGAGGCACAGUACGUACGGAUGCAAGGAACAAGGUACCAUGAUCCUACUUGGCUUAGACAAGUGCAUCCGAUACCUUCUCCAUAUUGCAUAACUUUGCUAUUGUUUGCUAUGUGAGGGAGCUUCGCUCAUGAAUUGGCAGUUCCUAGCAUUCGCUGCUGGAUCAGAAAGACUUACCGUUGCCGAUAUGACUCUCGAUUUCCCAGACACGUCUUCAAGUAAAUCAACCUCCACUCAGACUGCCCAUCAGAUCUCUGGUUCUGAUCUUUCAGUUUCCGAUAUUGAAAGUUCGAUUUCGUUUCAAUGUACGGAAGUCGGAGCCGAAAAGAUCGAGUUUUCAAACUCUCCCCAAAAUGCCUCCAGCGAAACUAGUUUCCGUACAUCGUCCAUUUUGAAAUGGUGGCUUCCUGAAAUUGUGGCUUCGACUCUUUCUGUUGCAACAUUAUUUUCUUUAGCUUUAAUCCUCCGCCUAUAUGAGAAACGCAAUAUUACAGACUUAAGAUUACUUUCUUCCUUGACACUGAAUGGCUUGAUCGCUGUAAUAUCAACCUUGAACAGGGUCCUUCUCAUGGUCCCGGUUGGAUCAAUUCUCAGUCAAGAAGGCUGGCACUGGUUCGCUGAGAAAGACCAAAGAAAGCGUUGCAAAAGUAGUCUUGGAGAUCUCGAUGCUUUAGACCAGGCAGCUCGUGGUGCUUGGGGUAGUCUUAUCUUUCUGUUUUGUUCCAGAUUAAGGCAAGUCUCUGAAACUUCGGACACGAUAGAUGCUGAUAUUUGGGAAGUUGGGAUUCCGUGGCCGCUGCUGUCAUUAGUGUACUAUCCCUAGGGUUUGGGGUCUUUAUUCAGCAACUUGUGUCUCUCAAAGUCAUGGUAAUCGAAAGUCCAAACUCGUCCAAAGGUCCGGAAAACGUUCCACAUAUGAGCAUGACGAAUUUUGUGCGAAGCACCAAUCCCUCCGAAUUGACAGAGUGCAAUUGGAAGACAUUUCA